AUGUUGAAGCUCUCAUUUACCGCUUGUGUUUUGCUGGCGGGGUUGGUGUCGGCAGGUAGCAAUAGUACAGGUGAACCUCUGCCGGUGGUAUCAACAUCAACACAGUUUAUGAAUGGCUUCCAACAACGCAUCGAGUGGGGCGAAUGUUUUGAGCUUAGAGGCUUGAUACAUAAAACUCUCGGAUCCAUAGACGUCCCAUGUCCUCCCGAAGCUGGGCAUGAUAACAUUUGCACAAUAUUCGAUGAUAAAACCUGCCAAAACGAAAUAAUCACAUUCGACCGCCCACAUUACAACCUCUUCACCUUUGGCGAUAAACCCCGAGAAAAAGCCAUCGGUCGCCGAGCUACAAGUGUAAAAUGUCGAGCGCGGGUGACCAACAGAGAAGGGCAUGUUUGGAGGAGUACAUCUGCUUCAUCGAAGUUUGGACGAAGUUGUCCUGGGGACCCUUGCAGUGAUGAUAGAGAUUGUGAGAUGUCGCCGCGGAUGUUUCAGAAUUUUCAAUGUGCUCCGACGUCGAGGACGUGUAGGCAGCGGCGUGUGCUUAAUUCGCAGGUGCCGAGGGAUGUGGUGAGGAAGGACUAG
Penicillium subrubescens is the source of this 582-nucleotide messenger RNA. RefSeq lists its product as uncharacterized. Lineage: Eukaryota; Fungi; Ascomycota; Eurotiomycetes; Eurotiales; Aspergillaceae. The record is from RefSeq and is a predicted model, not a curated record. Bases 1 to 582 code for a protein of 193 amino acids. The transcript has 4 exons.